Molecule: messenger RNA, 825 nt
Organism: Emiliania huxleyi CCMP1516
Lineage: Eukaryota; Haptophyta; Isochrysidales; Noelaerhabdaceae
Exons: 7
Coding region: 1-825 (274 amino acids)
Cellular component (GO): Golgi apparatus
Molecular function (GO): antiporter activity
Source: RefSeq, a predicted model, not a curated record
AUGAAGCUGCGCGUCGGCCCGCUGGUGGCAACCUGGUACGCAGCCUCCAUCGCUGCCAUCUGGACCGCCAAGAUCGUGCUGCAGGAGCUCGCCUGCCCAGCGACCCUUGCCGCCGUCCAGUUUGCCGUGGCAGCAGCGGGCACACGCUGCCUGCUGCCGUCCUCCUCCCGCGGCCCGCUGAGUGACGUCGAGCUGCGGGCGGUGCGCGGCGUGAGCCUGACAUACACGCUCGGCUUCCUGCUCACCAACGCCGCCAUCGCCGCCGCCGCGCCGAGCUUCGUGGAGACGGUCAAGGCGGCCGAGCCUCUCACCACGGCAGUCGCUCUUGCCGGACUGGUGCUGGGCGAGCGGGAGCGGCCCGCCACCCUCCUCGCCCUCCUCCCGAUCGUCGCCGGCGUCGCGACCGCUUGCUCCGGCGGCGGCGCCUUCAGCGCCACCGGCGGGGCCCUCGCCCUCGCGUCGAACGUCGCCUUCUCUGGCCGCGCCGUGCUAGCCGCGUCGCUCGACCCUCCUCAUGCGUUGGUCAGCUCAGUUGGCGUCAGCUUCGCCGUCCUCGCACGCGUCAGCAUCGCGACGCACGCCGUGCUCAACAUCCUGCGCCGCGUGCUCGUCAUCGGCGCUGCGGCGGCAGUGGCCAACUGCGCGGGCGUCGCCACGGCGGUGGGAGGCGUCGUCGCCUUCGCGCGGACCAAGGCGCGCGACGGCAACAGCAGCAGCGGUGGGGCCAGCGGCAGUGGCAGGACUCGCACAAAGGGUUUGCUUCCGGAUUGCUGCGGCCUGCGCUUGCCAGGCGCAAUUUUGCUGGGCGACUGCGCGCCGGGCUAG